Manihot esculenta (cassava) is the source of this 2228-nucleotide messenger RNA. Its product is annotated as protein decapping 5. The transcript has 8 exons. Gene Ontology annotation, biological process: P-body assembly; cytoplasmic stress granule assembly. Gene Ontology annotation, molecular function: mRNA binding. The record is from RefSeq and is a predicted model, not a curated record. The coding region runs from base 203 to 1993 and encodes 596 amino acids. Lineage: Eukaryota; Viridiplantae; Streptophyta; Magnoliopsida; Malpighiales; Euphorbiaceae. Gene Ontology annotation, cellular component: P-body.
AAAAAAAUUGCAGAUAUUAUUAGAUCUUCGCUUUUCCACAAACAGGAACCUGUAAUUGCAAAGAUAACCUAAACCCUAAUCUUCUCCCUCUGUACUUUGAGUUCAGUUUCUGGAUGUUUCCAUCUGAAUCUCUGUUAAUAGAUAGAGAUAUCUGCAUGUCUGUGUAUUUUUAGGUCAGUAUUGGAUUUGAGAUUUAUCUAUUAUGGCUACGGAGAAUAGUACCAAUUCUGCGUCGACUUCGAGAUCGAAUUCGACCGCCGAUUCUUACAUUGGCAGUUUGAUAAGCUUGACAUCCAAGAGUGAGAUCAGAUACGAGGGCGUUCUCUACAACAUCAACACUGAAGAGUCCAGUAUCGGACUGAAAAACGUGCGGUCAUUUGGAACAGAAGGACGUAAAAAGGAUGGUCCGCAAAUUCCUCCCAGUGACAAAGUUUAUGAGUACAUAUUGUUCCGUGGAAGUGACAUCAAGGACCUACAGGUUAAGUCUUCUCCCCCUGUUCAGCCUACGCCACCUAUAAACAAUGAUCCAGCUAUUAUACAGUCUCACUAUCCUCGCCCAGUUUCUACACCUGCAAGCUUGCCGCCUGCUGUUAGUGGGUCUUUGAGUGAGAUUGGAUCCCACGCAGCUCAAAUGGGACUACCCGGGCCUAAUUUCCAAGGUGGGCCGCCUUUAUAUCAACCUGGAGGGAACCUGGGAACAUGGGGAGCUUCACCUCCUCCCCCAAAUGCAAAUGGGAGUGGGCUUGCUAUGCCAAUGUAUUGGCAAGGUUACUAUGGCCCUCCAAACGGGCUUCCUCAUUUACACCAGCAAUCCUUGCUUCGUGCGCCACCUGGGCUUUCAAUGCCGCCUCCUAUGCAGCCAAUGCAGUAUCCCAAUUUUAAUGCCGCUUUACCCACUGGAGCCUCAAACUUGCCAACUUCCUUAUCGGAUAUUCAAUCUCCUUUGCUUUCUGUUGGUACUAGUUCCCUUAACUUAGCAUCCACUUCUUCAGCACCAUCAACUUUGCCUUCAACUUUACCUCCAGGGCCUUCUGCUAGUUUAGCUUCAGAAACAUUACCUAGUUUGAUUCCUAACAAGUCUCCUAGUUCUGCACUUCCUGCAGCCAAUUUAAGUGCCAGCUUACCGGCACUCUCUCCUUUGACUUCUUCAGGCCCAGAAUUAAAUACCAUUGUACCACCAAUCUCUUAUAAACCUGGUACUCAAUCUACAUCUUCAGUUGUGGUCUCUGGUUCUCUUCGAACAGAAACACCUACACCUUCAUUGAUAACCCCUGGUCAGCUGUUGCAGUCUGGAUCGACUACGGUCCCUUCAUCACAACCUGUCCAAACAGCUCAUAAAGAUGUGGAGGUUGUUCAAGUAUCAACAACAUUAUCAGCAGAACCAUCAGUACCAGCUGUUACGGAAGCUCAGCCACCAAUUCUCCCAUUACCUGUUCCAGUACGGGCAAGUCACAAGCCAAAUGGAGCUCCUUUUCAUUCUCGUCAUGGUUAUAGGGGGCGUGAAAGAGGAAGGGGAACUGGGAGUUCACGUCCUGUGACAAAAUUUACUGAGGAUUUCGAUUUUAUGGCAAUGAAUGAGAAAUUCAAGAAGGAUGAAGUAUGGGGUCAUCUCGGUAAGAGCAACAAAUCUCAUUCAAAGGACAGAGAAGAUGGGAAACACAGUGAUGAAGAUGAUUCUCAAUAUGAAGAUGAUGAUGAAUUGACUAAGAUUGAAGUUAAGCCUCUUUAUAACAAAGAUGACUUUUUCGACACACUCUCCUGCAAUGCGCUUGAUCAUGAUUCUCAGAAUGGAAGGACCAGAUUCUCUGAGCAACUGAAAAUAGACACAGAGACUUUUGGGGACUUUCAAAGGUAUCGGGGAGGUAGGGGUGGCCGUGGGCCUCCACGUGGUGGCCGUCCCUAUGGAUCUUAUCAUGGAAGGGGAUAUGGCUAUGGCUAUGGCUACGGCUAUGGUGGGAGGGGCCGUGGCCGGGCCAUGCCUAAUCGUUCUUAGGCAGUGGUUAGUAUAUGCGAUGUUAGUGGGGUAAACUUAGAGCCCAAUAGCCCAAGAACCAACAAACUAAUACAGGGCUAUGCUUGCAGUGUGUUUUCCUGAUUGUCUAGAGAAUAAGGGGUAGGAUGUUUUGCGUGUUUUUCAUUUAGUGCAUUCAUGUUCCCUUUCGUGUAACAAUCCUAGCGGAGUUGAUCGAGAAGAAUUAUAUUUCAAUUGAAGAAUUACUUAGCUGUCA